AUGUCCCGAUCGGUCCUGGACGCUCCUCGGGCUCAGCAUCCUUCUAUUCACACACCAUCCGUCCCGGCUCUAGGACCACCACCUCAACCACGGCGGCUUUCUUCUUCACAUUCAGGGGCUACCACAGCUACACCACCAAUAACAAUAACAACAACAACAGCUCAGCAUCAACAACAACAACAACAACCAAUCCCACCCUUGGUAAACCCUUCGCCUACCCGAUUAGAUACCCCACUACAUGUUCGAAGACAAAGUCCUGGUGGAUCUCCGCAAUUGACUGUUAAACGCGUCAUUGGCACAACAGUAUCAACCUCUGCAGGCUUUGCUUCCGCAACAAACUCCAUUGCAUACACCGCUGGCGCCGGUGUCGUUUUACUCCAGCUUAGUGAGACGUCUCCAGUUUGCAUUAAAUCCGAGCGUUUUUUCUGUGCCCCCCCUAAACCCUUUGCAUCUUCAUCCUCAUCCUCUUCUUCAUCCUCUUCUUCCCUAUUACCUACACAAUUACCAUUUACUGCUUCGUCUUCGCUAGAAUGUUCGACAAAAGAUGGCCGACGAGACGCAUUUUCAUUCCCCAUUUCUUAUACCCCAGUGGUUAUUAAAUCUUCCACACAUGGAAUUGGCAUUCAGGGAUCCGAUGACCCAUCUUCAUCUUCUUCUGGAAUCACUAGAUCCACCUCUGCUUCUGCAUCACUUGCAUCCAUAGCUUCAACUUCCGCUUUAUCUUCUCAAUCACUUUCUUCCAAGGACAAAAUCAAAAGCACUACCUGUGUAGCCAUAUCCCCAGACGCUAAAAUAUUGGCUGUUGGUGAAACUGGUUAUAACCCCCAUAUCCUUGUUUAUUCCCUAGCCCCAGACUCUUUGCGCAUACCUCUUUUAAUGCUUGGAGAACAUCGAUUUGGAAUUAAACGGCUUUCCUUUUCACCCUGCGGACGGUACCUAGCUACCUUAGGUGUUACCAAUGAUGGAUUUCUGCACAUUUGGCGGUUGCUCCCCCGCGACCAAACGGCUAUUCUUCAUUCCUCAAACAAAUGUCUUUCCACUGUAAAUGCCAUGGCUUGGAUGACUGGUUCAAACAGUGUUCUUAUAACAGCUGGAAUUCGUCAUUUACGUGUCUGGCACCGACCGUCAACCGACGAUUCCUUCAUUUCUGCUACAAACCCUUCAGUCUUACAAUGCAGAAAUGUUGUUCUUGGGACUUUUAGCAAUGUAACAUUUGUAUCAAUUGCUCCCAUCUCGCCCAAACUAGCGCUGGUCGCUACAGAUCGCGGUGAAAUCGGACUUGUUACCCUCAAUUCUGCCAACGAGUCAGAAGACUCAACAGUAGGGUCCUUUUCUCUUCAGUAUACAGUAAACUUUGCCAUUUCCUCGAUUCACUUUGAUUUCAAUGACCAAACACUUUGGAUCACUGGUCCUGAAGAUGAAUUAAGGGCUGUUCCUCUCAAAACAAUACUUGAUCCAAACAAUAAUUUAGAACAAUCACCAGUAUCUAUCAAAGAGUUGACUACUACAGACUCCUAUAUUUUAGCCAUGUCAGUAAUAACAACUAAUUCAUCAGUGAUUCGGCUCACGUCUCACAAUGAACUCAAAAUUACAGAUUUUAACAAAACACAACUAAGUGGUACCGAAGGCAUUACAUUUAUCGAGCAAACACUGAGGCUUUCUAAUAAUGGCGGUAUCCGUGGCCUUAAAAGUACCGUGGACAGCCGGUUUAUAACAUGGUCAGACUCAGGGCUUGUGCGUGUUUGGAACAAAAACGCUGAAUGCGUGGGCCAAGUAACCAUUAAUGUUCAUGACGAUAUUGACAAAAUGGCCUCAACAUACGAAGUGCGCGAGGAUUUCCCCAAUUUUCUUUCCAAAGCCGUGGCCACCAAAUCAAACAUGGUAGUGAGUGGCGACCGGCACGGCGUACUGCGAAUCUCGGAUAAGAAGAGUGGAGCUGUAGCCCAAUACUUUCACGCCCAUGGCUCAGAGAUUGUAGGGAUUGCAUAUGGGUACCGAGCUGUUAAUAAAGACGAAUACCUGGAAAUUGUAACUACUAGCGGGCGCGACCGUACAGUUCAAGUAUUUCUGAAAGAAUACAAUACACCUGUGAGUAAUUGGACGUUGCUUCAGACAUUGGUGGGCCACAAAAGUAGCGUCAAUAAGGUACUUGUUGUAAACAACUGCGAGUACAUCUUAUCGUGUUCCAAUGAUCGGACUGUGUCUGUACACAAGGCUGUAUUUUCAGACAGUGACGCAGGGCGCCUGGUUGCAUAUAUGCCAGAGCGCAUCAUUACUCUCAAGUCAACCCCGUGUGAUCUCCAUGUUAGCACUGUUGGCGAGCUCAUUGUGUCUUGCAAUGACAAGAAUAUUUAUGUGUACAAGUUUCCUGGGAGUGAAUUGACAAGAACAUACAAGACUACUGAUGAGAAGGGCGAUGCGGUGGCUCUCAAAGACAUUGCGAUUGCACCUGUUCGAAUCGAAGCUUCUGAAAACAAAUACAUGAUCCACACAUGUCUUGUAGGCAUGGGUGCCGACAAGAGUAUUCGAGUAUAUGACCAUAAGACUGGGCAGCACAUUUGCAGCGAUUGGGGACACUCGGAAGGCGUUUCCGGCUUAGAAUUGGUUGGUAGUGAAGUUGUGGACGAAGACGAACACUGGACACUGGCAAGUAGCGGCAAUGACGGAUGUGUUUUUGCGUGGGAGCUAACGGGACUCACACAAUACUACAAGCGCACAUACCAUUCUCGGCGAGGCCCUGUUGGUGGUAACACGUUUAGUAGACUCAAUACAACAUCUUCACCGGUAUUGCAUGCGCCAACAUCGAGUUCUAGCAGUGGAUCAGCUCCGUCAAGUGCUGGAAGUGCAAGUAACGAGUCACCUACGAGAACGCCGCCUAUUUCGGCCAACACUGGGGUGCCUGUACGCAAAGUUAUUUCCAAGGCAGAAAUCAAUCGGUUUUUGAACAAAACUGGCGGGGAUACAACAAGCUCUAAUUCAAGCACUGCGGCAAGUUCCACUGCCGUUGGGCGGCGUAAAACACUCCCCACCCUUUCGUCAUCACGAAGCACGUCUGCGUUAUCGUCAGUGCCUCACGAAGCACCUGCAACUCUUUCGCGAUCCAGCAGUUUACAAAAGAUCAACGAGGCACCCUCAAUUCGGAUCAAAAGCAAGGUACUUGAGCGCCAACCUGAGUCGCCAUCCAAACCGUCGUCACAGGUUUUACGCACCGGGUCGAUAGGGUCUCAGAGCGGCAAAGCGAGCGUCACUAGGCUUGUGCGGUCUCCAGCAACUAAAUCAAUCAGUCAUGAAUUGGGGAAGUCUGAUGGCUCAGGAGGAAGAUUGCCUGUGCGUGCGACGCGCAGUAGUACCGUGACUAUUGGAGAGUCCUCGGCAGCUGGUCGUAAUAGUAGCGGUGCGGCAGUUGCAGCGGCCACGAUGGCGGCAGCUAGUACGCCUAGUAUCAGUCCUGUGCGGCUGCGCACUUCUGUAUCGUCUAACUCAAUUUCUAGUCUCAAGAGUCCAACAACACCCACAAGCAACAGUACCAAGGCAAUUUCGCGGUCUUCCUCUCCAAGCGUUAAUAAUAUGCCCCCAUCAGUGACUUUACGCAAAACUGGGCUUGUUCGGCGGUCUGCCACCGAGUCUGGGAUUUCUAGUAAAGUUAUGGGAAGUGAUGAGUCUAAAUCCAAAUCGGUGAGUGGGAGCCCAGUGGAAACAGGAAGCCGGCGGACGUCAUCGUCACGACACAGUUUGGUUAGUGAGCCGGAGAGGAGUGCAUCAUCAAUACGGAGUCCGAGCACAAGCAGUACUGCUAGCCGGCGAAGUAGUGUUGGUAGUGUGAGUUCUCUGUCAAAGAAAGAAAGCAGAGAUAUGAGCGCUGGGAGUACACCUGAACUUAAACCUGUGUCAUUGACUCGUGUAGAGGAAGUCAAAAGUGUGCCAGGACAGGUUGUUGCUGUACCUAAAACGCCGACCACUCCGACGACAAAGGCAGCAACAACAACUCUGACAAUAAAUUCGCAGAGCACUGUAGGUAUGGAAUCUGAAGCCAUGCAUUUUGGACUGUGUGCAACGCUUGCAGAGGUUCGUGCAGUGUACGGAGCUCAGCCGCAGAUUUUCACAAGCGAGGAGGUGGGUACGUUAAUUCGAGAGAUGACAAUGACACUUGCAGUGCUCAAAGGAGAGGAAAAGAAAGAAGAGAAGGAGAUUGAGAAAAGUAGUGAUAGAGAUGAUAAUAUUUUUGGAGGGAAAAGUAUGGAGGAAAUUAUAGAGAAAGUUGGGGAUCGACUGGGAGAACGAGUGUGCCAGUUGAUUAGCUCGAGGUUAGAGAGGUGA
Messenger RNA from Magnusiomyces paraingens, 4317 nucleotides. RefSeq lists its product as uncharacterized. Gene Ontology annotation, biological process: regulation of mitotic cell cycle; mitotic spindle organization. Gene Ontology annotation, cellular component: mitotic spindle. The record is from RefSeq and is a predicted model, not a curated record. The coding region runs from base 1 to 4317 and encodes 1438 amino acids. The transcript is spliced from 2 exons. Lineage: Eukaryota; Fungi; Ascomycota; Dipodascomycetes; Dipodascales; Dipodascaceae. Gene Ontology annotation, molecular function: protein binding.